Messenger RNA from Symsagittifera roscoffensis, 1079 nucleotides. RefSeq names its product serpin B8-like. The transcript has a single exon. Bases 27 to 1079 code for a protein of 350 amino acids. Gene Ontology annotation, molecular function: serine-type endopeptidase inhibitor activity. The record is from RefSeq and is a predicted model, not a curated record. NCBI's taxonomy places the organism in Eukaryota, Metazoa, Xenacoelomorpha, Acoela, Convolutidae.
UACAAGAAGAAAACAGUGGAAGCAACAUGAUGAUUUCACCAGCAAGUGUAUUCGUAGCUAUGUGCAUGGUAAGUGAAGGUGCUCAAAACACCACAAAAAGCGAAAUUUUGAGAGCUCUUCAGUUCGAAGACUCCAACGAUGUAUGCAAGGAAGCCAAGCGCCUCGUGACUUUCAUUCAAGGAGAAAGUCAGUCAAAAUUUGAGCUUUCUUUGAGUAACGGUGUUUUCUUGAACAAAAGAAUUCGCAUCUUGAAAAAAUUUCAAAACAAGCUGAUGCGAAAGUAUAGUGCAACUGUUGAAAAUGUAGGAUUUGGAACCGAAGCAGGAGAAAAAAUUGUAAACGAUUGGAUAUCAGACGAAACAAACGGGAAAAUAACAGACCUGAUAAAGGAUACUGAUGAACAACUUACUGUGAUGAUUAUUGUAAAUGCAAUUUACAUGAAUGGCUCUUGGAAAGAAUGUUUCGCCAAAUCGCGUUCUGAGCGAGGUCUGUUUUUCAGUCGAUUGGCCGGCGAAAAAAAUGUGACUUUCAUGAACAGGCGUGUCGAUACGAAGUUAGCUUUCGCGCAAGCUCGCAAUCAGAAGAAGUUCACGGCCGCUUUUCUGAAAUAUCAGGCUGAUGAUUGGAUGAUGUCUAUUAUUCUUCCAGCUGACCGCGGAAACCCUGCGGAUUAUUUGGAACCAGUUUCUGAUGAAAUCUUUCAAAUUUACCACCGGUCCUCUGAGGUUUAUACAGACCUAUGGAUUCCUAAAUUCAAAGUCGAAACGUCUAUCGAUAUCAUGCCACUUCUAAAAGACCUUGGAAUCAAACAGGCGUUUGAUCCGAGCGCAAACUUCUUUGGGGCUAGUAAAGAACCAACUUUUAUCAGCAAAGCGAGGCAAAAAUCCUAUUUGGAGGUUUCUGAAGAGGGCACAGAAGCCGCAGCGGCUACAUAUUCAACGGAAAUUCGUAUGUCAUCAAUGAAAAUCGAAUCUUUACGUACUCGUGUAAUUGUUGACUCGCCGUUUCUGGUAUCCAUCAUCAACACUAAAACUAAACUAAUUCUGUUCGCAGGAGUAGUUUGGGAUCCAUCUGUGUGA